Molecule: messenger RNA, 7091 nt
Organism: Colletes gigas
Lineage: Eukaryota; Metazoa; Arthropoda; Insecta; Hymenoptera; Colletidae
Product: coronin-2B-like
Exons: 11
Coding region: 3673-5295 (540 amino acids)
Biological process (GO): actin filament organization
Molecular function (GO): actin filament binding
Source: RefSeq, a predicted model, not a curated record
AUUAAAUGGAGUACUCGAUAAUCGAAAGUUUCAAUCGGAUAUCGAAUCGAACGAGAUUCUCGAAAUUUGACUUGACCAUCGAAUCGAAUCGUUUCUCUUCGAACGUAAGAGGAUUUCAAUUUCACUCUAUUAACAAUCACCGCGUAUCAGAUCGAAAAGUAAUUUUUCCUCUCGUCACCGAUGCAUCUGUACGCUAAUUGCAUGUGUAAACGCAUAGAUCGUUAGACUAGAUAAAUGCACCGGACUCGCGAUUCUGGGCUGCUCUCGUGUGUCCCGAGCCGCGAUCGUCUCGCGCUCGCAGAAGUCUCUCCCCAGAAGUAGGUACGUAAAUUACGCCAGUGACAACACAUGCGUUUGUAUAAAACGUCACGCUUGUGUAUCAAACACGCACGGACUAGCGUGUGCCACGUGAUACUCGGCUGGCAGCGGACCCGACUAUAAAGCCGUAGCGAGAAGUCAGUGCUAGCUCGGCGACUUUCGCGAUCUAACGCGCGCGGCUGGAACUCCGUGAUCGGAUCGCACUUGCAUGGUACUUGUACGCGCAAAGGUGUCUCGGUGAAACUCCAUCGCGUGACCACCGUCCGAUCCACCGACUAUUAUAGAUUUUAUACGAGCUUGGAUCGUGCAGACUCGGAGGAACUGUCGUUCGCCACAUUUGUACGAAUUAUCGCACGCGUUACUGAACAAGUUCCAUUGUGACGCGGAAGGACUCUUCUUUGCGCUCCCACGAGGCCGACUCGCGACUCGUUCUUCGCUGUACGUAGUCAGAGAUGGGCAAUAGAUAACAAAUACCACGUAUAUCUAUUUAUUUCGAGCAUUCGAAAGCGUUUGAUAAUGAAAGUGACGGAUAAAUAGUUUAUUCUGAAUUUGUUAUUCGACAUUUUUGUCUAGAUAAGAAUUUUGUCCACCUCUGUACGUAGCUCGAACUUGGACAAGACGCAGAUAUACCAAGAUUACUUGCCUCUAGUAAGUAAACAGAUAUGUAUAGUUACGAAAAAGCUACGAGUUAUUAAUUGCAAAAGGCGUUGAGUGAUAGCCUUCAGAAAAACGAUAGAUGGUUGAUUGAAGGUUCGUUGCAACGUUAAGAACAGUAAACACACUUGAUGGUAAUCAACCCUUGCGCAAAACUAUGAUCAUAUAAGUACACACACGUGGUGAGAUUAAUGCGAUCGAACAAGGAAAAUUGUACUUUGUAAACACGCGUUACACGGUUCCAGUUAAUAUUUGUAUGCAUGCCCUUAAUUUUCGGUCGCAAUUAAACAUUUUAUCGGGUUAGGAAUAUUUUAAUUCGAGUUCCUCUUCCGUCCUCAUAGUUAUUUUCGCCGAUUUCGCCUUGACAAUCGCCCACAAAUUUACCGUGAGAUAUGUGUCAGGACUGUUCCCAAGGCGUGGGAGUACAUUUACAUUUUUCUCAACCGAAAACAAUGUUCCUUGCGAUUUACGCAUAUAAUUUCAAAGCAAAUUGUAAGCUUGGAAACGAUCGUAUUAAAAUCACUUUGUUGUCGCAACAUACGAGAUGUGGAUCUAGGUCAGAGGUACACAAAGUCUGGCCAACAGAAUAAUAAAUUCGAUUCUUACAUUAUGCUUAUCCAGCCUACGAAAUAAAGUCAGCAAAACUUGGUAAUAAUAAUUAUUAACAGUUUCGACCGUGCAAUAAAAGGGAACAAUAUUUGCCAAAGAAUAAUGCCUCUUCUACCGAGUUAAUAACUGAAGAGCAACUAGAUAUGGAAAGAGAUUAAAAAACAGAAUAUAACGAGUAUGUAGUUCUUAAUUGGAAUCGUAAUUACAACUUAUUCCAAUUAAGAAUUAACUAUAAUAUUCUGUUUCGUAAUCUCUUUCCACCGCUGGAUGCUUUUCUGUUAUUAUAUUAAUACGUGAGGUAUUUAUUAUUAAAAUUCAAUAAACAAAAUAUUGCGAUCGUAUUAAUUUCGCCACGUCUGUAUCAUGAUAUCGAAUUCAUACGUGCGCUAUGAAAGACUCGUUGCAACAGUGAGAAAAAAACCCCAUGUUCCGCCGAAAUUAAUUUGGAUUCUCGGUUCGGGAAUAACAAACGAAGUCGAAACAGUAUUCCACGAAUAAAAAUACGUGCAGGAAUAGUACAAAAACAACCGAACGCGUCACGCGAUAAGUUCUUUCGUGCUCUUUAUGAAAUAUUCACCGUCUACGUGCACACGUGCAGGUUCAGCGGCCCGGAUUCUUUUCUAAACGCGAUUAACGCGGAAACAUGCGGGCGGAAGAAAUUACGUGUCCAACAGAGUCGGACUUCUGCAAUGGUCACUCUUUUCACGUACUCUCUACAUAUUAUUCCCUUUCUUUAUCGCAAAAUAUUCGAUAGUAAUCGGACGGUAGGAAUCAAUGUCGUGAAAAUCGCGAGCCUCGUGAUAACGAGACAGUAACAUCGAUCAACUCGACACCGUUUAUCGAACCUACUUGAAACUCGCGAUGGACUAAUCGCGCGAUAACUGUGUCGAACGCCUUCCUCUCGUGAUCGAGGCCCAAGGUGUACGCGUGUAAAGUUAACAGAAGAGCAUUAGUUCCAUCGGGGAACACAGAGACGUCCUUGUCGACAUUCCUCAACUCAUCCUUCCCCCUUACUCGGCCGCGGAUGAAACUGAUUUCGAUGCGUGACGUAAGCGCGCGUACAAUGCGAAAAAAAAUCAUUCUUACAACGAAACAAUUGCCUGUCACGUGGAUGGAAUACUCGUUUUAAAGAAAAGACCAGCGCUGGCGAUAGGUAGAGUUAUUAACCGUUUGAUCGUGCAUCGGGUGGUCGAAUAGUCGAAGACGAAAUAUAAUAAUUUUUAAGUACGCGUUAGGUAAGCAGAAAAACAAAAAUGGAGAACAAAUUGGAAGGUCGGCAGACCGCGGCGCGCUUAGUUAGGGGCUAAAUAAUAGGAACGACACACGGUACAAUGCUUUGGUUUGAAAAAGAAUUCUGAUUUGACGAUCGACCCUUUCAACGCGCCACUCUUCCGCAUUUACACAUCGCUGGAUCCUUGUUUCCAGGGGUGUGCGAGUACCCGAGUGCACAAUGUUAACCCUAGAGCAGUGGUUCUUAAACCGGGGUCCGCGGCAAAAUUAUUAUUUACCUUUAUAUACGCGACAAUGUAAUUUAGACUCUAUUUAAUUUUCCUUCUACCCCGAUCUAUCACGAGACCUUUAAGAUUUCGAAGUUUCGGAUUCAGGUACCGCGCUACCCUAUUGUAUUCGUUCGACAGGUGGCGGACCCAUCCGAGUCCCGUUAGCUAAUAACCGUACUAUAGAUCAUCGGUUCUUCUGGCCUCGAGAAGCUUUCCCUUCGAUUCGACCACCUGCGCGUUGAAAAUCGCUUCUGCAACUUUUCGACACGCUUCGAAACGUACGAUGUUUGGGGCGGCGAUUUUUCACUUUCGCGAACGAGAGAAAAAAACGAUUCGCGGUCGAUUCGACCCGAUCUCGUAAUCUAGCCCGGGCCCUCGUGUUCCCUUUUGUUUCUUUCAGUAAACCGGGAAGCUUGAGCGGCGCGUCUGCCACGAAUGGAUCGAAUCUCGAGAUAGUACACUUCCCUCUCUUACACAUGCAUGGGUCCUGGCUUGUUCGGUUACCACACGUUCCUGUUGCGCACUGGCGAUCACCGUCUCUCACCCUUCGACGUGUACCGGCUGCCUCGUCCGAGUACGAUCGGUAUCAGACAUGACCAACGAUAAACAGUCGUGGUUCCGGGGCGUCCGGAGCAGCAAGUUUCGGCACGUUUACGGCGUGCCAGCCAAGAGGGAGAAAUGCUACGACAACAUCAAUAUCACCAAGAACCCCCACGAUUCGCAGUUCUGCGCCGUGAAUCCAAAGUUCCUGGCGGUAGUGACGGAGGUCGCCGGCGGCGGGGCGUUUCUGGUGUUGCUGCUCAAUCACACUGGCCGAUUGGACUUUAAUGCGAGCAGAGUGACCGGGCACACUGGCCCGGUGUUGGACAUCAAAUGGAAUCCUUUCAACGACAACGUCAUCGCCUCCUGUUCCGACGAUUGCACUAUAAAACUAUGGCAUAUCCCGAACGGUGGAUUGGCUCGAAAUUUAACGAACUGGUUGGUGGAGUUGCGAGGUCACAAGCGACGAGUCGGGUGCAUAGAAUGGCACCCGGUCGCCGAGAACGUGCUCUUCAGCGCUGGCUUCGAUCACCUGGUUAUCGUGUGGGAUAUAAACAGGGGGGAAGCCGUCAGUGUGAUCGACAGACAUCCCGAUGUGAUCUACAGCAUAUCUUUGAACCGUGACGGCAGCUUGCUGGCUACAACCUGCAAGGAUAAGAAACUGAGAGUCUUCGAACCAAGAUCCGGCAUCGUCGUCUCUGAAGGGGUCUGUCACGCUGGGACCAAAGCUUGCAAAGUAGUUUUCCUUGGUGCCUCCGGACGUCUCCUCACGACGGGUUUCAGCCGACACUCCGACAGACAGUACGCCAUUUGGAGCCAGCACGACUUGUCGGCCCCAUUGACGUGCGAGACCAUCGACUCCUCCAGCGGAGUCGUGUUUCCGUAUUACGAUAACGACACCAACAUGGUGUACCUCGCGGGAAAGGGCGACGGCAAUAUUCGAUAUUACGAGGUUGUGAACGAGGCGCCUUGGAUGCACUACCUCAGUCAGUUCAUUUCCGGUAAUCCGCAGAGAGGAAUGGGCGUGAUGCCAAAGAGGGGCAUCACCACCUCCACGUGCGAGGUGUUCAGAUUUUACAAAUUGCACGCGACUCGUGGCAUGUGCGAGCCGAUAUCGAUGAUAGUCCCGCGAAAGAGCGACCAAUUCCAAGAGGACUUGUAUCCGGACACCAUCGGCACGUGCCCCAGUCUGUCAGCCAGGGACUGGAUCAGCGGCAUGAACAGCCCGCCGAUUUUAAUCUCCCUGAAAACCGGGGGCAGCAUUACCACGCACAAACCGCACGUGUACAAGCCGCCGCAGCUUCCUCAAGCGACCGACCUGAACAACGAGAAAAAAUUCGCGUUCCUGUCCUCGGAAACUGUGCCGGACUACAGGCCGAUCGAGUUCCACAACAUGUCCGAGAAGAGCCAGAAAACGUCCAGCAACCAGAGCACCAAGUUCCAGCAGCUGCAGCAGAAGUUCGGGAGUGCUGUGUUACAGAAGAACAUCAUCAUUGCGCCGCUGAACGAUAACGAAGUCUUGGAGACCGUGGACAUUUCCAACAACGAGGCUGAACUGAGAUUGGCGUACGCUCGUCAAACGGACGAAUUAAGACUGGUGCGACGACAGCUCGCCAACAGCCAAUUACGCGUGAAAGAGCUGGAGGAGCAGGUUCGCAAGCUUCAGCGUCAGUAAAGAUUAAUCGGAAUCCUUAACGCUCGCUUCGAAAACGAUUCAUGUAUACAGCUUCGCUGCUGCUAGUCGUACAAGUGAUAUGGUACUUAACGAAUAAGUAACGCAUACAUGUGCACCAUCACAAACAAUGAGACGCCUAAGCUUUCGAAAACGUUGCGCGAGAAAAUGGUGCGUACGAAUUCCCGUGGUCGCAUUUAAACGUGCAAAUUAACUGAGCUCGAACUUUAUACACGAAAGAAUUCUUAAUACACGUACACGGUCUGUCCCAAAUGUCGUCGAACUCGGAUUUACGUUUAUGGAAGCCCUUAAAAUAUCCCUCGUAGGUCUUUGAGACACGAUAGCCCCAUAACAAGCCUUCAUAAACGAAACGAAAUUCGUCGAACAAACUUUAUUCUUGUACACGAAGCCUUUUGUGGGCUUGUAGCUAUACAUAUACUAGAAAGGCUGAGCGCUACGACGCUACUUAAAAUAUAAAACGUUGAUGGCUUAGCUUUUUGUUUCGUACCUAAAUCAAAACGAAGCGUGAGCGAAGCUUCGUUGAAAGGAAUAUCAACCCGUACUAACAAACGACGCCGCUAGUACCUUAUACGAGAAAUAUACAUAUACUUCUAUAAAACAAAGUUCGCGCGCUUUUGGGACAAACAAUGUAUAUUUUUUUAGCGUGUCUAGUUCGUAUCUACUUCGUUCUAUUUACUACCUUUAUAUGAUAUUGUACCGUUUUAAGAGCGCAGCAAUGGAGCAACAGUAAUUUAGUCGACAUCCUUCGGAACCGUUCGAAACUGUUCCGCGUAGAGAAGCUGAAAAAGAAAAAACAAAUAAUUGUGAUGUACACUAUUGCCUUCACUGUACAGACGAUGUUUUGUCUAUUAUAGAAAGAUGUUAGCACUUCUCCGCGAUUCUUCUUCGUCAACAAUGUUGGUACGUUUCGCUGCUGCGUUGUUCGUGCGAUUCUUCUCGGAACAAUGGUUGACACACGUGUUGGUACAGUCACUAUAGUUUUUCCUUUCCUUCGCAUAAAAUUGUGUCUGAAAACAACCAUUACUCAGCCUGGUAUAAAGACGUAAAACUUGGACGAAGUAUUAAAUGUUCGUUACACGAAUAAUUGCACCUGUCUGAUGCAUACGCGUGUUUGUGUCGUAUGCGAUUCGUUCUAUAUAGAAUCGUCGUAUACAGAGUGAUAGAUAAAUGCAGAUGUUUAGAAGCUGCGAAGGGGAUAUUAAGAUGCAAUAAUCGUCGCUUAGAGAUACGAAGGAAGCACAAGAUAUAAGGAUUAACGAUUAAAGACUCGCGUACAAUAAGAUAUUUCGAAGACGAUAAUCGCUAAAGUCGAUGCAUUUACGUAACGUUUAUUUCGAUCGAUUUCCGAAAAUUCGUUCAUUGAUUUACGAUAUUUGUAAUUCUAUUUAUUACUUCGAUCUACUUUUACACGAGUUUGCGAUUAAUUUAAAUUUGAAUAGUCAAUAAUAUUAUAAAUUUCGUUGAUGGAUGUACAUUAAUUUAUCCGAUAUUUAAUUUUAAACUAGAUCGUGUCCUGUAUUAGUGUGUAAGACAGAAAAUGGUAUUCGUCUUGUUAACAUUAAGCUGUCUGAACGUCGAGCGUAUUAAUCACUGUCACGAUCACUGCCAUUAUGCGAGUGGCGAUCGAAUGUUUAUUUCUCGCAAACAUGUGGCGGUGAUGAUAUACAGGGUGUUCGACUACCCCUGGAAAAAAUUUUAAUGGGUGAUUCUAGAAGACAAAAUAAGACGAAAAUCAAAAAUACCAAUUUGUUGAUCGAGGCUUCGUUAAAAAGUUAUUA